GGCACUUCAUUCAAUUCCCAAAUUCGCCGCUUCGUCUCCGUCGACCACCGAUCUUUCCCCUUUCUUAGUUCUGCCGCUUCGUUCUUGGCUCCGCCGCUUCGUUCUUCUCUCUUCACUCUUAACAAUUUCCACAGAAACCGUAGCUUUUGAGCAAAACGAACAUGGUUGAUUACGCCAUGGCCAUCCACAAGAACCUCUAUCACUCUGAAGAGGUUCCUCAUGGAGAGCGGAGAUCGUUUCGAGGCUGAAAUCAUUGGAGGAGUCUGCAGCUCUUUUGAUUUCGUUCCUUCAAAAUCCAUCUUAUGAUCAGGAGCUCGAGGCUGAUAAGCAAUAUAACGUCCAGAUGCUCAGUGACCAGUUUAAGGUUCUUUUUAUUUGCUAUGGUUGUAUUGCUAAAUUUAUUUGAUUUAAAUUUGAACAGAAAUCUGCAGAAAAGUUGUUAUUUUGCUAUUGUUUACUUGAGAUUAUCAAAUAUCCUUGAAACUAUCAAACGCUUUAGGGGUUACUUGUAAUAUCAACAUAAAAAAGUGAAUUGGAAGCAGAUUUUCUUAACAUAUUUUAGUUUUUUUUAUUUUGGAAAUGUGAGGAACAAAGUUAGGGCUUUGGAGUGUCAAAUUGGCAAAUUAGUGUCAAUUUUGAAAACUUUGGCAUCAAACUGACGAAAUAAAACUUCUGGGUAUCAAAGUUUAAAAGGGUGAAACUUUCGGCAAUUAAAGUACUAUAAUCCUGCACUCCAGCAAUUAAAGUUUUCCUUCGCCGAAACUUAAUGGAGGAUUUGCUUGAUGAUGUAGAUAAAUUCACUGAGAAAGUAAUUGGUUCUUUUGUAAGAAUAAGGAUUUCAAGUGCAGUGCAGAAGCAAGAUAUGUAUCGGCUUGUGCAAGUUGUUGGAACAUCUAAGGUCGUAGAAAAAUAUAAAACAGGCAGAAAGACCACAGACUUCAUAUUGGAAAUACUAAAUCUGAACAAGAAGGAGGUUAUAACGAUAGACAUAGUGUCAAAUCAGGAUUUCACAGAGGAAGAGUGCAAGCGCUUAAGACAAAGCAUAAAAUGUGGAUUAAUAAAUCGACUCAUUGUGGGAGAUAUCCAAGAAAAAGCCAUGGUCUUUCAAGCUGUGAGAGUCAAUGUUUGGUUGGAAAGUGAGAAGCAAAGGAUUGGUCAUCUACGUGAUCGUGCGAGUGAAACUGGCCGUAGAAAGGAGCUUAGAGAAUGUGUAGAAAAGCUUCAGCUUCUGAACUCGAUAGAAGAACGUAAUCGGAGAUUAAAUGAAGUUCCAAAAAUACAUUCGUACCCUAAAAUGGAUCCUGAUUAUCUAUUUUAUAUGAAUAAUCCCUUACAUUCGUACCAUGAGUGA
Molecule: messenger RNA, 1351 nt
Organism: Asparagus officinalis (garden asparagus)
Lineage: Eukaryota; Viridiplantae; Streptophyta; Magnoliopsida; Asparagales; Asparagaceae
Product: zinc finger CCCH domain-containing protein 19-like
Exons: 2
Coding region: 767-1351 (194 amino acids)
Molecular function (GO): DNA binding
Source: RefSeq, a predicted model, not a curated record